AUGGAGAAGAGAAUGAUUUGGCCUCCCAAGGUCAUUCUGCAGACACCUCUUGGAAUCAUGCGCGAUGGCACUGGCAACUGGCUCCCACGAGACAUCGGCAAGUCUUCCCAAUUUUCCAAUGGUCAUGUUGUCGUACAAUUUGGCGACACCUUCGACCAUGACCCCAACGGAAAUUUCCUGGGAGUGAGAGAUAACACCUGCGCCAUAAUCCCGGAUAACAACAAUCCAACUCUCUCGAAGUACAAACUAGAUUCGAAGGAUGAAGUACCGGUAUUCGUUCACCAGCGCCCGAAAGAAUUUGCCAUCCCAACAAAAUUCUGGUCAUUUUCCGGAAUCAUUGAAGUUGAAGGAGACCAAACUAGAAAAUGCCAUCACGAGAAAGGGAUAAUUCAUGGGUACACCUGGUUCAAGAUCACCAGGAUGACGGGUAUGGACGAGACCUAUCUUCGUAUGGGGGUUGCAAAAGUAGAGUACGACUCACGAAGUCGACAAAUCAGAGCCAUUAAGCCGACGCCUGGCAUCGAGAAUGUUGGCCUGGCCCAGAGUCACGAAUCUUUGUCUAAUGUUGAGCUCAAAUCGGCAACAUUGCCCUCUUUUGGAUCGAUCACAGCACUUCGAGUGGACGAUUUUAUCUACCUCUAUGGCCAAAUUCUCGACGCCGACAAGGACGUAGUCCUGGCUCGUAUCCGUAUUUCCUGUCCAACACCGUACACAUACUGGACUGGCACUGGCUGGUCGGCUUUUCCUGCAGACUGCCGUCCCAUUAUGUCCCACAUCGAGCACGGACAGAUAUUCCACACAACAAUAUUCGGGGCCAAUUCGCUGUACAAGUAUAUGUUCGUUGGUUGUUCGUCCUUUGGAGACUCCAAAAUCCUUAUGGCUCGAGCAAAAUCACCAGAAGGACCAUGGGACGAUGGCUGGGUCCUCAAUGACGCGGACUUAUAUAAUUCAGACCCAAAUAAGCCGCCAACGGGUCCGUUUUUCUACUGUAUUUAUCCGCAUCCUUGGGCGUUGGGAUUCGAUGGGGUUGAGAGCGACGGUAUGUCGAAGACUGGCGAUUUCAUGAUCUCAUGGAGUGAGGGCGGGUUGGUAGGAGGCGUAUUGGCGGCGAGUUUCAGAUUUAAUAUGGAGGUGAAGAGGAUCGCAGACCCUGAUGAUGAGCCUGUUAAGAGGGGCGGCGAUGUCAAAUGGAGUUGUGGACCAAACUGA
Mollisia scopiformis is the source of this 1209-nucleotide messenger RNA. RefSeq lists its product as uncharacterized. The record is from RefSeq and is a predicted model, not a curated record. The coding region runs from base 1 to 1209 and encodes 402 amino acids. Lineage: Eukaryota; Fungi; Ascomycota; Leotiomycetes; Helotiales; Mollisiaceae. The transcript has 2 exons.